Molecule: messenger RNA, 2293 nt
Organism: Mercenaria mercenaria
Lineage: Eukaryota; Metazoa; Mollusca; Bivalvia; Venerida; Veneridae
Product: nuclear receptor ROR-alpha A-like
Biological process (GO): regulation of DNA-templated transcription
Molecular function (GO): sequence-specific DNA binding; DNA-binding transcription factor activity; zinc ion binding
Source: RefSeq, a predicted model, not a curated record
UCUAUAAAGGCUUGUUUAUAUCGCGUCAUACGACAACUCGUGUUAGAAUGGGAAAAGAGGAAAGUUAAAAUCAAGGACGUUUGCAGAAGGUUUUCUGUAGUAAUCAAAGUUACAAUGAAUGACGAUCUCUCGGACACGAUAGAGCAAGCAUUGAAAUAUGCGUCUCCACUUCCGGUGACGUCAACAGAUGAUAACAUGACGAUAGAUACACCGGAACCGGAAGGUAAAAUUGAAAAUAUUAUAGUGCACGAAGAUGAGUGUGUGACAAAACUUGAGGAAUUUUUAUGUGGCAUUUCUGAAGACAACGGCGUAGAUGAGGAACUCAACAAUAUUUUGUUUCCAGAUUGCUGGGAGAAAUCGCGACCAUAUUUGUCUCAAGAUUCAAUAUCCUCUCUCGAUGCUUUGGGUGUGUCGGAUCAGAACUAUUCCAUUCAUUCCAGUGUCAUACAGAGCCAAGAUCGUCAUUCUGAUGUAACAGAUAAAGUUAAAGAUAGUCCUGACCUCGCAAAUAGCGUAGAACUUGAAAAUCUUGAUUUUGGUCAUGUUGAAACAUGUGCCAUUGACGAAUCAAAAGAUUCGGAGUUAUCGCAGAUUCUGUCAGAAGCGGCACUAACUGAUGUACAUCCAAAUAAAGCUUCCGGUCUGGUAAGUGAUGUUUUUGACAAAACGGAAGUAGGCAACAUUUGUGAACAAAUGCAGGGCAAACUUUCAAAAGAUUUUACGUCUUCCAUUGUUUCCAGCGAAACAGAUGAGCUCAAACCGAAGGUAAAACGCAGACGGCGGCGAGAAAAGAAUCCUGAUCCAGCCCCGCCGCCAGUUCUUCCUCCGUGUAGCAUCUGUGAUGAAAAAUCUUCCGGUUAUCACUACGGAGCGAAUACAUGUGAAGCUUGCAAGGGAUUUUACCGCAGAACUUUGAAGAAGAACGAAGUAGAUUACAAAUGUAAAUGUUUGCCGGAUGAUAAAGAAAGGUGGAAACGAGGUCUUAAAAACGGCUGUCCUGCGUGUAGAUAUGAAAAAUGCCUUGCUGUCGGGAUGUCAAAAAAUGCAAUAAAAAUCGGGAGAUACACAUUGAAUCAUAAAACCAGAAAUAUCAAAGAGGUCAAAAGUAUUGAAACAAUCGACAGUUUUAUCGCAGCUUUGACUGAAACUAUGUUAGAGACCACGUCAUCUUCCGCAGAUUUAGAAACUUUUACUGCUGCCGCAUCAAAUGAGGAUAUCGCAGAACUCUUCACGGAUCAGCCGGACGACGACAACAAACCGUUAAAGAGACAAAAACUAUCAUCGCCAGGCCCACCCGGGAACUCGGUGUUAAGUCUAAGAGAGAUAGAGUCGGUAGUUAAGACCUUGACAGAGGCUCACACAACACUGCAUUUAGAUGAGAGGAUCAACAUGUCGAAAGAGACUAUCCGGAAGAGACAAUAUGAAUAUCUGGAAAAAUAUAAGGCAAAGCUAGAGGUGUUCGGAAGUAUGGGAAACCUCACUAAAGACGAGAUAACAGAUUUCUACAAUAUCACUGGAAUAGACAUAGAUGGUCGAAUCAAGCAAGUAAAUGAUGCAUUUAAAUUCUUUAAAAAAAAAGGUACCUACAUCGUUGAAUUUGCCAAAGCAAUUCCUGGAUUCAAAACCCUUGGACUGAAGGACCAGGAAAACUUAAUCAAAGCCUCCCGUAUGGAAAAUUCGAUGGUCGCUGUCUACAAAACCAAAUUAAAAUGUAUUGACAAAGAGAGGCAAGUGGUAACUACCGCAUGGGGUGCGCAUAUGCACUUAGACGAAAUCAAGAGUCUUAUUCCGACUGAUUUGCUGCAUAAAAAACGUGAUGCAAUGGAAAAGUUACUAGAGUUGAGCUUGUCCGUCCAAGAGGAGGCUGUUCUAAGAGCAAUUCUUAUCGUCUCCUCAGAUCGUUGCAGACUUGACGAACCCCACAAGGUUGACCUAAUCCAGGAGAAGCUAGUCGCUUGUCUACAACAUCUGAUAAACAUCCGACCAGGUAGCUCCGGGGCUCUGCUCUACAGGAUUUUUAACCUGAUGACGAACUUGCGAGAUGUUACAGACAGGGAAAUGAGCUUUGCAAAAUCGCUUCUUGUUGAAUGGCCGAUUUUGUCUUUGGAUAAUUACAAUUUGUUAAAGAAUUUUGUAACUUAAACCGACUCAUUUGGACAGUUUAAUUGAAAUAAAAUCUUCUAAAUGUCAUCAAAUGUACGUGCUAUAAAAGUGAAUAAUUGUACAAAUUUUGCAAGCUGUUCUGAUACAUAACCGAAAAUAUUGUGCUGACGGAAGUGAACCAUUGACACGC